GAAAAGUUGACUUGUAUUAAUGUGUGAGAACUGAGAAUUUUGUUCACGCGUGUGUUUGAUUUCGUUUUGAAUCUUACAAGAUACAGAAUGGAUGCCAAACUUGAGAUGCCGUCCUCGUGGAACGAGUACAUCGGCACUGUACUCAGCGACAGCGGCCACGUAUCCCGAAGCGCCAUCUACGGAAUCUCAGACUCUCGGAAGUGGGCGUCGUCAGCCGGAUUUGACGUCACGAGCGACGAAGUUAGGUCGCUAGUGGUAGGCUUCAUGGAUCCCUCGAGACUCUGGAAAGACGGUGUGCAUCUUGGUGGCCGGAAGUACACGUGCACGCGCUCUGAAAGUAGUCUGAUAGUGGGCAGGGAGAGCGCAGAGGGAAACGGAUGUGUCAUCUUCCGGUGUUGCAAGUGUCUGGUGAUUGGGACGCACGAGGGCGAAGCACAUCCGGGAGGCUGCUACAGCGUCGUCACAAAACUGGGGGAGUAUCUCAAGGAACAUGGUAUAUGAACUUUGUGAGCAUGGUUACAGCGAGUACACAGUGAUAGCACGGUAGCAUUAUAUAAAGCUAAAAGUAUAUUACUUCCAGAGAUAAGCAACGUGGUUGCUCCACGUUCUGAAGAACUUGUUAAGAACUUGUGGAUAUCGUGUAAAGGAGAUGGGUAUGAUAUUGUAAAUACUUUUAAUGUAUACGCAAUUUGUUAUUGGUUCAAAACUCUGUUGUCUGUUACGUUUUAUCCAGACGACAAAUAAGGACAAAGUUUACAGAUUGAAGCUUUUAACGAAAAGUAGCGUCUGAGCAACAUAUACAAUUGUUCAAUUAUUUUGGUGUACUUAACCCGUUUACAAUAUUUGUAUAACAGUACAUCCCAUUUGAAAUAUCCAUUUGAAAAAACAAACAAACAUGUUUUUUCAUUGCUGAACAUAAAAAUCUGGGUCAAUUAUUUUAUGUUUGAACGGUUUACAUAUGAAAUUGUUAUAUGGGUAAACAUAUAGUACCACAUAUUGCUGAAUUAAAAGUUUUGAAAUUA
Molecule: messenger RNA, 1022 nt
Organism: Dreissena polymorpha
Lineage: Eukaryota; Metazoa; Mollusca; Bivalvia; Myida; Dreissenidae
Product: profilin-1-like
Exons: 2
Coding region: 88-501 (137 amino acids)
Cellular component (GO): cell cortex
Molecular function (GO): actin monomer binding
Source: RefSeq, a predicted model, not a curated record